This is a messenger RNA of Procambarus clarkii (red swamp crayfish), 864 nucleotides long. RefSeq names its product frataxin (gene fh). The record is from RefSeq and is a predicted model, not a curated record. Gene Ontology annotation, molecular function: ferric iron binding; ferrous iron binding; ferroxidase activity. NCBI's taxonomy places the organism in Eukaryota, Metazoa, Arthropoda, Malacostraca, Decapoda, Cambaridae. Gene Ontology annotation, biological process: intracellular iron ion homeostasis; iron incorporation into metallo-sulfur cluster. Gene Ontology annotation, cellular component: mitochondrion.
CAGGUUGGUCCUCACUUCCACCCCCUUACCCCCUCACAUACACCCCCUGCCCCUGACAUGAGAGCCCCUUAGGGUGAAGUAAUAGUGAGUAAUGGCUCAGGGAAGCCCGAAACGCUGUGCGUACUAGAGGCUACAGUAUGAACAUUGUGAGUGCAAGGCUGACAGUAAAACAUGUUCCCAGGCAACCUAUCUGGCAACUGUCUUGGCUCAGGCAACACAGCUGGCAACUGUCUCUGCCCAGGCAACCCAGCUGGCAACUGUCUCGGCUGAGGUUCCUGUGCUACCAUCCUCAACAGAAAAUAUCAUUCAACUCAAAGCCAAGCAUUCUUCAACAGUGUGCUGCUCCAUUGGUUAAUCUCAUUUGUGUUUAUAACUAUUCAGUAGAAUUAAGUGAAUCAAUAUAUGAACAGCUGAGUGAUGAAACACUGGAGUCUCUCAGUGAUUUUUUGGAGGAGCUCACAUCAUCAGAACAUGCUCCUGGAGACUGUGAUGUGCUGUAUUCGGUUGGUGUACUAACACUUCAGCUUGGGAGCUCGGGAACAUACGUCAUCAACAAGCAGACUCCAAAUAAACAGAUCUGGCUCUCGUCUCCUGUUAGUGGCCCUAAAAGAUAUGAUUUUGUGGAUGGUGUGUGGAUCUACAAGCACAGUGGAGUGACACUCCAUCAUCUGUUAAGCCAAGAAUUAUCAGAAAUUUUCAAGACAAAUAUUGAUUUUUCCGGUUGUGCCUAUGGAAGCAGCAGCACCAAUUAGCUAACCAGGUUGAAGUGCAUCUAUUCAGAAUAGUUAAUUUGUCUGUACUGUAUUUGCCAUGCAUAAGGUGACCAUUGAUUAAAAUCGAUAUGUAUAAACCAUAAAAGUCUUG